AUGGCACCAAGAAUAUAUUCAAUACUAAAUAAUAAACCAUUAUUAUUUGAAUUAUGUGGAAUUAGUGCUAUGGGAAAUGAAGAAGCUACAAGAGUUAUUUAUAUUAAAGUAAAAACAAAUGAUGAACAAAUAAAUAAAAUUAUUGAAGAAAUUAAACAAACUUUUAAUAAAUAUUUAGACAAACAAAGUCAAAGUGAAGUUAUUCUUCAUAUGACGUUAUUUAAUACAAAUAAAUUAAAAAAUGGAAAGUCUUUUGUUAUUGAUGCAUCUGAUAUAGUUAGAAAAUAUACAGGUAAAUCUUUUGGAAAAUAUAAAGCUGAAUCUUUGGUAUUCUCUUCAAUGAUUAAUAAAAUAAUGGGAACUAAGUAUGCUCUUAUUAAUUCUAUUCCUCUUCCUUAA
This is a messenger RNA of Entamoeba nuttalli P19, 399 nucleotides long. RefSeq names its product RNA-binding protein, putative. The transcript has a single exon. The coding region runs from base 1 to 399 and encodes 132 amino acids. Gene Ontology annotation, biological process: regulation of DNA-templated transcription; DNA alkylation repair. The record is from RefSeq and is a predicted model, not a curated record. NCBI's taxonomy places the organism in Eukaryota, Evosea, Mastigamoebida, Endamoebidae. Gene Ontology annotation, cellular component: nucleus.